Priceomyces carsonii is the source of this 1530-nucleotide messenger RNA. Its product is annotated as glutamyl-tRNA(Gln) amidotransferase subunit. The record is from RefSeq and is a predicted model, not a curated record. The coding region runs from base 1 to 1530 and encodes 509 amino acids. Gene Ontology annotation, cellular component: glutamyl-tRNA(Gln) amidotransferase complex; mitochondrion. Gene Ontology annotation, molecular function: glutaminyl-tRNA synthase (glutamine-hydrolyzing) activity. The transcript has a single exon. Lineage: Eukaryota; Fungi; Ascomycota; Pichiomycetes; Serinales; Debaryomycetaceae. Gene Ontology annotation, biological process: mitochondrial translation; glutaminyl-tRNAGln biosynthesis via transamidation.
AUGAUAACUCUUAAAAGAUUAUUUCAUAGCUCAAGAUCUUCCCUAUUGAAGCUAGAUCCGAAUUUCAAGUUCAAAUGUGGUUUGGAGAUUCAUACUCAGUUGAAAACUGAGUAUAAGCUUUUUUCGUUGUCACAGACAAGCUUCAAUUCAACACCCAAUACGAAAAUAAGUUACUACGACUGCGCAUUACCAGGAACACAGCCUAAGUUUAACCCUGAAGCCCUUUAUUUGUCUUUGAAAGCUGCAGUUGCAUUGAAUUGUAAGAUACAAAGUAUAUCGUCUUUUGACAGAAAGCAUUAUUUCUAUCCAGACCAACCAGCAGGCUAUCAAAUCACUCAAUACUAUCAUCCGAUAGCUGUAAAUGGUUAUUUGGAGUUACUAAAGGAAUAUGAUGACAUCUUGGAGACUUCAAAGAGAAUAGGCAUUGAGAGAAUACAAAUUGAACAAGAUACAGGGAAGACCAACUACGACAGGUUUGACAAUGUAAUAAAGGUGGAUCUCAAUAGGACGAAUAUUCCAUUAAUAGAAGUAGUUACUGAACCUGAUUUUGAGAAUUUCGAACAAAUUAGGUCAUUCAUUAAGAAAUAUCAAGCUAUAGUAAAGUAUCUUGAUAUAUGCUCAGGUGAUUUGGAGACUGGUGCUAUUAGAGUGGAUGUCAACGUGAGUGUCAACGGAAACUCACGAGUUGAGCUUAAGAAUUUAGGUAGUACUGGGGAAAUUCAUGAUGCCGUUGAAGCGGAGUACAGUAGACAAAUCAAUUUACUUCGAAAUAAAGAAACUAUCAUUCAAGAGACUAGAGGUUGGAACGGUUACCAAUCGAUCAGCUUAAGGACAAAGGAAGAUUCAGUUGAUUAUAGAUAUUUGCCAGAUUCAGAAUUACCCAAAAUAUGUUUGGAGCCUGAUAUCAAUGAGCAAGUUCAAAAAAUUCUUCCUGAAUUACCCCAGGACAUACUAAAGAAAUUAACGCACUCUCCAUAUGAGUUGGAGUUGAAGUAUGCUAAAUUUUUAGUCGACAAUAGGGAACUUCUAGACUAUUAUCUUGUCGUAUGCAAGCUAGUCGCCUCUGAAAAUAGUCAGGGCUUUAAGUUAGUUAAUAACUGGGUGAUCAAUGAAUUGCUUGGUGCUUUCCACAGAUUGGAAACAUCAAUAGAUUUGAAACUUAUAACUCCUUUAAAUUUGAGCCAGUUAAUACUUAUGGUAUCCAGAGAUGAUGUUACAAAAUCAGCUGCUAAGAGAUUAAUCACACAGAUGAUUAAAAAUCCCGAUAGUUCUGGUGCUUCGAUAGAGCAUCUUCUUGGCGUUUAUGAUCUUGAAAAACCUAAAGAUGUGUCACCAGAAGAAUUGGAUUCAGCAAUAGAGGAACUCUGUGGGGAUAUCAUUAACAAGAAUAUGGAUGUAGUAAAUAAGAUAAAAAAAGGAAAGAAGAAUUCGCUCAACUAUUUAGUUGGCCAAGCUAUGAGAGAAACUCAAGGGAAAGUCGAAUCAAAAGCUUUUGCCAAAAAGUUUAUGGAGAUGAUAUCUUGUAAAUAA